GGUGCCCAUCGUGAUCAUGACGUCACAGCCAGUCGGACACACAUCUAAUCGCGAAUGCGUGGUUCGGAGACGGACUCUGUGGACCUUCUCCUCUCCCACGAGCCUCCGGUGUCGGUCUCCGUGUCUCCGGGAGAAAUGCUGAGACUGUUGGUGAAGCAGCAAGUCCACGCGGCUUCUGGAGACACGUUGGGGCUGAUUGACAGAUUAAUAUCAGAUUAUGAGGAGGACGUUUCUCGUUUUAGAGAACAUGAGCGACACAGAUCAGGAGAAAUGCUGAGACUGUUGGUGAAGCAGAGACUCCACGCGGCUUCUGAACACACUCUGGGGCUGAUUGACAGAUUCACAGCAGAUUAUGAGGAGGAAGUUUCUCGUUUGAGAGAAAAUGAGCGACGACACAAACUCCUGGAGGCCGUGUUCAACCCUCGACUUCAGCUGCACAGAUCAGAUGUCCAGCAGCUGGUUGGGAUUAAAGCAGAUGUCCCCCCUGAGGACCAGGACCAGAAGGACCCAAAGCCCCUCCACAUAAAAGAGGAGCUGCAGGCUCCUUGGACCCCUCUGGAGGGAGAUCAGCUCAUUGUGCUGGAGGAGGCCGAUAUCACCAAGUUCUUUUCCACUGCUGUUUCUGUGAAGAGUGAAGAUGACAAACCUAGGACCUCAUGGCUUCAUCAAAGCCAGACGGAGGACAACAGAGAGGCGGAGCCUCCCACCAGCAGGUCAGCUACACCAAUACGAACAGAAACUGAUGAAGAGGACGGUGGGGGAUCAGGACCAGACAGGAACCUAAAUCCACCUUGUCAUUCACAUCCGAAUGCUGAUGAUGAAGAGGCUUCAGAAUCUUCUGAGACUGAGGACAGUUGUAGUGAUUGGCAAGAAGCUUUGUCAGAUUCUGGACCUGAAAGUGAAGACGGGGACAAUGUCUGGAAGGAGACCAGGGCACCUGGGUCUGCUGCACAUGCCCUGAAAUAUCAGGAAGCUCUUGUAAGUCAUGUGGAAUGUAACGCUGGCAACAAAUCCAAUGAAUCACGAUCAAAAGUGCUCAUGAGAGAGAAAUCAAUCAGUUGUGAUGAUUGUGGGAAAAUAAUGAAAUCACAGCAAGGUCUUCGGUCACACAUGAGAGUCCACAAAGCUAAGAAACCAUUCAGUUGUGAUGUUUGUGUAAAAACAUUUAGAGCACAGUAAUGUCUGAAGUAUCACAUGAGAGUCCACACACGAUAGAAUUUGUUUCUUCCAGAAGUGACAAAUUAACUAUGAGUCGUUCUCUUUCUGUUGUGUUUAAUAAUUUUAAAAAAGGAAAAUGAUUUUAAUGAUUUCCAUGACAUUUGUCUGUAAAUGAGAUGGAAGGCAAAGUGUUUUCUGAUCAUUUUAUGAAUCUUUAUUAAAAACAAUUACAACAUUCUGAGUGUCUUUAAUGGAGGAAACUGAAAACAAACUAAAAACUCUGCAUGAAUACGUCUGUAUUUAAAAUGCAUUUUCCCUGUAAUUGUUUAAAAUCUACAUAAAGAGACUUUUGCAACUUCA
Pseudoliparis swirei is the source of this 1518-nucleotide messenger RNA. RefSeq names its product zinc finger protein 333-like. The record is from RefSeq and is a predicted model, not a curated record. Lineage: Eukaryota; Metazoa; Chordata; Actinopteri; Perciformes; Liparidae. Gene Ontology annotation, cellular component: nucleus. The coding region runs from base 55 to 1179 and encodes 374 amino acids. The transcript is spliced from 3 exons.